Molecule: messenger RNA, 309 nt
Organism: Staurois parvus
Lineage: Eukaryota; Metazoa; Chordata; Amphibia; Anura; Ranidae
Source: the annotation of a GenBank genome assembly
CCCCUGACCUCUGUAUGGACAGUGCUGAUUGGCCCUGUGCUGAUCACAUGCACUUUCCCCCCCCCCAAAAAAAAAAAAAACUCUAGCAAUACACACCAAACUUAGCAUGUGUAGAGUGUCGCCACACAAUAUGUCUUAUCAGGAGAUAAGACGUGCACAUUUGAACAAGAGCAGGGGCAGAGAAAAGAGGAUCAAAUGGCCUUUCUACACAAUGCAGAGGAUUAACCCCUCAGGUUCCACAGUGAGUAUAACAAGCAUGCUUUACUGCAUAUACAGACUGAUUUUACUGUUGUGGAUUUAGUAACACUU